CGUCGCUGUGAGGCGUCAACAACAAACCCACCGGAGAGAGACGAAUGCCGGUGAAACCCACUUUCUGCUCCCGGAUGAACACCCAGAGAGGUAGUUCUGCAUGCUACAUGCUUUAAGGUUUGUGAUUGAUUGCAAGUCCAAGCCUGCCAAGUGCAGUAAGGAUUGUAAGCCAUGGCAACCUUAGUGCCCAAAGUGUCCAGUGGUGGCGCCAUCAAGAUCCGCUUCAACAGCAUGGACCUGGGCACUACCAAAUGGAAAGAAGGAACUUUUGAGAUUUUAGAGAAGGACAACAAAGUUAACCUAUGUCUGAAGUUCAACAGUGGUGGCGCUUCUAAAACAUUUCAGCUGAACCAGAACGUGAAAAGCUUCUCUCAGAAUCUUAACCGGAUCAUGUUGACUCUGAAGGACAACAGCGUCAUCACGUUGGAUAAAAUGCCCCCCUCUUUGGUUCAGAGGACGAAAGAAUACCUGGAGAAACUGAAGCAGGGAAAGUCAGUUUUGAAGUCCUCCCAUGGAAGUGCAAACUUCAGCGUGCUCGGUAACCGCUCCAUGAAAAACGAGAACAGCCCAUCGGGGGAAAAACAAACGAUGCCAAGGCGACCGAGUGCAGAAGGUCGGGAGGACACGACCCCACGGAAACCUCUGAGCAGCCCGAGCAGAGCGGCCUCCACACCCACACGUGCUGGACUGUCUGAAAACAGAGGUGAGAAGAGGAAGAGGCUCCUCAACUCUGAAAGUGACUUAACCGAGGAUUACCCCAAAGAAAACGAUUCCUCGAGCAACAACAAAGCCACUUCUGACCCAUCCAGAAAGUUUCUCCUGAGCUGUAAAGAGAAACUGAAGCAGACUGAGGAGAACAGGAGCUCAGCUCCACUGGGCUCGACUCCUCUUCAACCCACGACGUUUUAUGGAAGCCGAUCUGCAACUAAAGACUACAGUCAGAAUCACUCUUUCCUGGACAGGCCUUCCAGCACUGCUCAGAGCACCACAGUGAAGAGAAGCCUCGUGCUUCCCAACCACUCGACCCCCUUCAAGAAGGUUCGAACAUCUCUGGACUAUGGAGGCUGGAACAAGCAGAGGCCCUCUACCCUGACCCAACCACAGCCCCCGCUGCAAGGGUUUUCUAAUCUGGGCAACACUUGCUACAUGAAUGCAAUCCUACAGUCCCUCUUCAGCCUCCCUUCCUUCUCCAGUGACAUGAAGCAGAGCAUCCCCUGGAAGAAGGUGCCCACCAACGCCUUGCUCAGGCGAUUUGCCUACCUUAUGCUUAAGAAGGACGUGAGCUGUCCGGAGACUAAAAAGGACUUGUUGAGGAAGGUGAAGAACGCCAUCUCCUCCACAGCUGAGCGGUUCUCUGGAAAUGUGCAGAACGAUGCUCAUGAGUUCUUGAGUCAGUGUUUGGACCAGCUGAAGGAUGAUGUAGAGAAAAUGAACAGGAACCUGACCAGUGAUGCUGCCGCCGUCGCCUCUUCAUCCUCCAUUGUUUGUGAGAGCGGACCAGAGGUCAAGGUAGAACCCGGCGACGAAGCCGACACCUCCCGCGUCUACACCUGCCCCGUGGUGGUCAACAUGGAGUUUGAGGUGCAGCACACGAUCACCUGCAAAUGCUGUGGUGAAGUGGUGACCAAACGUGAGCAGUUCAAUGACUUGUCCAUCGAUCUGCCGCGCAGAAAGAAAACCCUCCCUCUUCGCUCCAUCCAGGACUCCCUGGAUCUGUUUUUUAGGAUGGAGGAGAUUGAAUACUCUUGUGAAAAGUGCAGUGGGAAAUCAGCAACUGUUACACAUAAGUUCAGCAAACUACCCAGAGUUCUCAUCCUUCACCUGAAACGGUACAGCUUUAACGCUCAGCUGUCCCUGAGCAGCAAGCUGGGCCAGCAGGUGCUGAUCCCCCGAUACCUGACCCUGCUGUCCCACUGCACCAAAUCCACCAGAGCCCCCGUCAGCCUCGGCUGGACCACCCAAACCUCCACGUCAAAAGCACCUAAAACAUCACAGUCUAUCAACUCCUCCACGGCACCUCUUCGAAGAACCGGAGGAAGAGCAGCCAACUCCAGCUGCAGCUCCAUCCUGUUGGACUCCGACUGUGAGGAGGAGCCCAUCAGGAAGAUAAGCGCCAGCCGUAAGCGCCGCCUCAGCAGCUGUCUGCCUGACGACGACGACCGUCCAGAAGAGAGGGGAGCAACGGUGGAUUCAACCGAGUUCGGCGGGAUAAACGAUGAUGAAAUGCUGGCGGCCGUGUUGGAGAUGAGCCGACGGGAAGCCGGGCUGUCUGCGUCGCCCCCCCUGGAGGACAGGCAGACGAGCAGCCCCGACACCGGGUUUGGGGACUCGGACGUCCAGGACCUGGAUAAUCACACAGACCUGCAGGAACCGGAAAAACAACCUGCAGAUGUGCUGGAUUCCCUGGACUUGACCAUGGAUGAGAACAAGGAGAACCAGACCCCAGAGGGUGUGCAGCAGCAGGGGGAGCUGGACUGGGUCCAGCAGUACAAUCUGGACCAAGAGAGGGAAGAACAGGAGCUGCAGCAGGCCCUGGCCCAGAGCCUCCAGGAGCACGAAGCCCAGGAGAUGAGAGAAGACGACGAUCUGAAGAGAGCCACUGAGCUCAGCUUGCAAGAGUUCAACAACUCGCUGCCGGAGCUGCUGUGCUCAGACGACGACUCUGGAAACGAGGACCAUCUGGACAUGGAGUAUACUGAGGCAGAGGCAGAGAGCCUGAGGAGAAACGCUGAGAGCGGAGACUUGGCCAACUCUUACAGACUCCUCAGUGUCGUCAGUCACAUCGGGAGCAGCUCCUCCUCAGGUCAUUACAUCAGCGACGUCUUCGACAUGAAGAAACAGUCGUGGCUGACCUACAACGACCUGGACGUGUCGCGCACGCAGGAAGCAGCCGUGCAGCGAGACCGCGACCGCAGUGGAUACAUCUUCUUCUACAUGCACAAAGAUGUGUUUGAGCAGCUGUCCGAGAUGGAGAAAUCUGGAUCCAGCAGCACCUCGGAGGCAGGAAGGAACGUCCUGCAGCCCCUCUGAGCUCCACUCGGAUCCAGUUCUGGUCCCGGGUCGAUGAAGCUGAGCUGUGGACGAUCGUCGGUUCUGACGUUUACUGUCCUUUUUGUUUUUGGCCUUUUCGAAGCACUUCUUCUUCUACAAAUCUCUAAACGAGCCUUCAGACCUCCGCAGGUGGUAAACUACCAAGACUCAAAGUGAAUCAGAUUUUCCUCCAUGUUUCUGAGGCCUGAUUAAAAAAAAAACUAAAAAAAAAAAAAAAAAAAAAAAAAAAUAUA
Molecule: messenger RNA, 3284 nt
Organism: Nematolebias whitei (Rio pearlfish)
Lineage: Eukaryota; Metazoa; Chordata; Actinopteri; Cyprinodontiformes; Rivulidae
Gene: usp37
Product: ubiquitin specific peptidase 37
Exons: 24
Coding region: 172-3030 (952 amino acids)
Biological process (GO): protein deubiquitination
Molecular function (GO): cysteine-type deubiquitinase activity
Source: RefSeq, a predicted model, not a curated record